CAUGCCACACAAGAUUCGCCAAAAUGUAUAAAACGUGAUCCCUAUCAGCGUCAUACAGAAGUUGAAGGCAGCGAAGAUUGUCUCUAUUUGAAUGUUUAUACACCUGAGGAGCUUCCCAAUACGGCGCCCUUACCUGUCAUGGUCUACAUACACGGCGGUGGUUUUCAAUGUGGUUCAGGCAUUAGCAGCUUUCAUGGACCGGAAUUCCUACUCGAUCAGGAUAUUAUUUUGGUUAUAGGCAACUAUCGCGUUGGUCCGCUCGGUUUUCUCAGCACUGAAACGCUUGAUUGUCCAGGCAAUUUUGGGCUAAAAGAUCAAGUUGAAAUUUUACGUUGGGUACAAGAAAAUAUUGCUGCCUUUGGUGGUGAUCCUACCAGUGUUACGAUUUUUGGUAAUAGCGCGGGUGCUGCUAGCGUCACAUACCAUAUGCUCUCGAAUUCAUCCAAAGGUAAUGCAAAGGAAUAG
Anastrepha obliqua is the source of this 465-nucleotide messenger RNA. RefSeq names its product juvenile hormone esterase-like. The transcript has 2 exons. Bases 139 to 465 code for a protein of 108 amino acids. NCBI's taxonomy places the organism in Eukaryota, Metazoa, Arthropoda, Insecta, Diptera, Tephritidae. The record is from RefSeq and is a predicted model, not a curated record.